GCGCCGUGUCCCCGGGCUUGUCUCACGGCUCCAGCCGCUGCCGCUGCCGUGUUUACUGAGCUCGCGCGUCCUGAUAUCACUCCGCUGGCAUGGAGGAGGAGGAGGAGGUGGAGGAGCGAGAGGAGGAGGAGGAGGCGGCGGCGAGCAGUUGAUCAUUGUGAUGGUGGCAGGAGCAGCGGCGGCAGCGGCAGCCCAGCCGAGCGUUAGGGGCUGCUCUCCGCGCGGCGUUUUGCAAAGGACUUCACCGAUCUACUUUUGCAGUCGCCUCGGACUGUCCAUGUGUUUACUUCCCCCAGCCCGAGGAUCCGAUAUCUAGGCUCCUGUGAAAUGCAACUGAGCAGCCAAAGUACUUUGAGAACACGGGGCGGCAUAAACACCAAAACUUUUUUGUGGAAGGAAAAUGCAAUAAGCAAGCUUGCCGUUUUCCGAUGCGGUGUGGAGUGAGUGUGUGUCGCGCGUGUCCGCACUGGAGGCAGAUGCUUGUGUGUGUACAUGGGGUGUGUUUUUCGGUACGUAGGGAGAAAAUGCGUGCCAACCACCGGAAAUCUCCUGGAAUUUAUUAGAAAAUAAUGGAUUAUAAAAAGAAGGCAGGCGAGGAGCGGAUCUCCCCUUGAGUUGCAACCCGAUUUGCUGCUGGCUCAGUUUGUUGUGAUUCUUUUUGUUGAUAGGUGUCUGAUGGUAUUCCGAUAACAACCCCCCCUCUUUUUUUCCCUGGAGCUUUACAGUUUAAAAAAGGAAACAAAAAAAAACCACCCCAAAAUCUCUUCCCCCCCUUUUUUUUUUCUUCGCCCCGUCGGGAUCGCUGUUUCCAUCCAUGUGUUUGCGUCUCCCCCGCGUUCCACUUAAACUAUUUUAAUCCUUGGACCCAAGGAGGAGGCUGAUAGGGGGGUGGAUAAAAAAAGUUCUUCCAAAAUAGUGUGCCCGGGGAGCAGGAUGGGGGAUUUCGCAGCCCCCGCUGCUGCCGCGAAUAGCAGUAGUAUUUGCAUCAACAGUAGCCUGAACAGCAGCCUCGGCGCGGCCGGGAUCGGUGUGAAUAAUAGUACUCCCGCUGCUCCGAAUAGCAAUCACCCCGCUGCCGGCGGCGGCGGCGGCUCCGGGGGCCCCGGCGGCAGCUCGGCCGUCGUUCCCAAGCACAGCACGGUGGUCGAGCGGCUCCGCCAGCGCAUCGAGGGCUGCCGGCGGCACCACGUCAACUGCGAGAACAGGUACCAGCAGGCUCAGGUGGAGCAGCUGGAGCUGGAGCGCCGGGACACCGUGAGCCUCUACCAGAGGACCCUGGAGCAGAGGGCCAAGAAAUCAGGCGCCGGCACCGGCAAGCAGCAGCACCCCAGCAAACCCCAGCAAGAUGCGGAGGCUACCUCGGCUGAGCAGAGGAACCACACACUGAUCAUGCUGCAAGAGACUGUAAAAAGGAAGCUGGAAGGAGCCCGGUCACCCCUCAAUGGAGACCAGCAGAAUGGUGCUUGUGACGGGAGUUUCUCUCCAACAAGCAAGAGAAUGCGAAGGGACAUUGCCGCGGGGAUGGAAGCCAUCAACAACUUGCCCGGCAACAUGUCACUGCCUCCAGCUUCUCCUCUCCACCAACUUGACCUGAAGCCUUCUUUGCCCUUGCAGAACAGUGGCACUCACACCCCUGGGCUUCUAGAAGAUCUAAGUAAGAACGGUCGGCUCCCCGAGAUUAAACUUCCUGUCAAUGGCUGCAGCGACCUGGAGGAUAGCUUCACCAUCUUGCAGAGCAAGGACCUCAAACAGGAGCCUCUAGAUGACCCCACUUGCAUAGACACAUCAGAGACAUCGCUUUCUAAUCAGAACAAGCUCUUCUCAGACAUCAACCUGAAUGACCAGGAGUGGCAAGAAUUAAUUGAUGAGUUGGCCAACACGGUUCCCGAAGAUGACAUACAGGACCUGUUCAAUGAAGACUUCGAAGAGAAGAAGGAGCCAGAAUUCUCACAGGCAACCACAGAGACCUCUCUGUCCCAAGAGAGCGUGAGUGUGAAGAGCGACCCGUCUCACUCUCCUUUUGCACAUGUCUCCGUGGGCUCUCCCCAGGCCAGGCCUUCAUCUUCUGGUCCUUCCUUUUCUACAAUCUCCACAGCCACUAGCCUACCCUCAGUGGCCAGCACUCCUGCGGCCCCAAACUCUGCCAACUCACCAGCCAACUGUGCUGUGCAGUCCCCUCAGACUCCAAACCAAGCCCACACGCCUGGCCAAGGGCCACCUCGGCCCGGCAACGGUUAUCUCCUCAAUCCAGCAGCAGUGACGGUGGCAGGGUCAGGGUCAGGCCCUGUGGCUGGGCCCAGCUCCGACAUGUCUCCAGCAGAGCAGCUCAAACAAAUGGCUGCCCAGCAACAGCAAAGGGCCAAGCUCCUGCAACAGAAGCAGCCACCACAGCAGCACUCAAACCAGACUUCCAGAUGGUCUCCCCUGGGGCCUCCAUCCAGUCCAUAUGGAGCAGCCUUUACUGCAGAAAAACCAAAUAGCCCAAUGAUGUACCCCCAAACCUUUAACAGCCAAACCCCGAUAGUGCCUGCGAUGGCCAGCAACCUGCAGAAGACCACAAUGAAUAACUACCUCCCUCCAAAUCACGUGACUAUGAUCAAUCAGCAGCCAAAUAACUUGGGUACCAGCUCCUUGACCAAACAGCACAAUGUUCUCACUUACGGCAACACUAAACCUCUGACCCAUUUUAACGCAGACUUGAGUCAGACAAUGACGCCCCCAAUGGCCAACCCUAACAAGACCCCCUUGAUGCCAUAUAUCCAGCAGCAACCACCCCAACAACCUCAGCAGCCCCCUCAGCAGCAGCCGCCACCUCCACCGCAGCUCCAGGCUCCCAGGGCACACCUGAGUGAGGACCAGAAACGCAUGCUUCUCAUGAAGCAGAAAGGAGUGAUGAGUCAGCCCAUGGCCUACGCUGCACUUCCAUCCCACGGUCAGGAGCAGCACCCAGUGGGGCUUCCCCGGAGCACAGGCCCCAUGCAGUCCCCCAUGCCCCCAGGCUCCAGUGGCCUGGUCUCUGGAGCCAGCCCCGCAGGCCCCGGCUUCCUGGGCAGCCAGCCUCAGGCCGCCAUCAUGAAGCAGAUGGUGAUGGACCAGCGGGCACAGUUCCUGCGGGAGCAGAGGCAGCAGCAGCAGCAGCAGCAGAUUCUGGCUGAGCAGCAGUUACAGCAAUCACAUCUGCCCCGACAGCACCUCCAGCAGCAGCGGAGUCCGUACCCAGUGCAGCAGGUCAAUCAGUUUCAAGGCUCACCCCAGGACAUAGCAGCCGUGAGAAGCCAGGCAGCCCUACAGAGCAUGCGAACGUCACGGUUGAUGGCACAGAAUGCAGGCAUGAUGGGAAUGGGAGCCUCCCAGAACCCAGGGACAAUGGCCACAGCAGUGGCCCAGUCAGAAAUGGGACUGACCCCUUAUAGCACUGCUCCUACCAGCCAGCCCGGAAUGUACAACAUGAGUACAGGGAUGAGCCCAAUGCUGCAGCACCCAAACCAAAGUGGCAUGAGUGUCACCCACAACCAAGCCCAGGGACCGAGGCAGCCUGCCUCUGGCCAGGGUGUAGGGAUGGUAAGCAGCUUUGGCCAGAGCGUGCUGGUGAACUCAGCCCUUACCCAGCAGCAUCAGCAGAUGAAAGGACCAGUGAGCCAGGCCUUGCCUAGGCCUCCAGGCCCUCCAAGGCUGCAGAGCAUCAUGGGAACAGUCCAGCAAGGAGCACAAAGCUGGCAACAGAGGAGCUUGCAGGGGAUGCCUGGGAGGACUAGUGGAGAAUUGGGUCCCUUCAACAAUGGUGCCAGCUACCCACUUCAAGCUGGCCAGCCAAGACUGAGCAAGCAGCACUUCCCACAGGGACUGAGCCAGUCAGUCAUGGACGCUAACACUGGCACAGUGAGAGCCCUCAACCCAGCUACCAUGGCCCGGCAGAUGAUGUCCCCGCUCCCAGGACAGCAAGGCACCAGCCAAGCAAGGCCAAUGGUCAUGUCUGGCCUGAGCCAGGGUGUCCCUGGCAUGCCAGCAUUUAGCCAGCCCCCAGCACAGCAGCAAAUACCCAGUGGUAGCUUUGCUGCCAAUAGCCAGAACCAGGCCUAUGAGCGAACCCCACCUCAGGACAUGUCAUACAAUUAUAGUGGCGAAGGUGCUGGGGCUUCCUUCCCCGGCCUCCCGGACAGUGCAGACCUUGUAGACUCCAUCAUCAAAGGUGGGCCAGGAGACGAGUGGAUGCAAGAGCUCGAUGAAUUGUUUGGUAACCCCUAGUCAGGGGGGGGUCAUGGGAGCCACAACUAUAGUGGUGAAAAAUUCACAAGUAAAAAAAGAAACAGGAUGUUGACCCAUCCUUGUUUUUUGUUUUUUUGACCCACGUAAACUGAGCAAAACUGCAGCUGGCUGACAGUGGGAGACCCAGGUGUGGUGCCCCAGCCCUAGGGGGCCUCAUUGCACCUGAUUUUCACACAGCAAUCGAGGGGAGAUCCAUGCACAUCCCUGCUGCAGAGAAGGGACCCCAAAGGCAGGUGGGGAAGACGAAGCAGCCAGAGGCCCUCUGCCCAGCGUCCCUGUGACCCAGCAAGAGCUGCUCCGGCCCAGAGGGACUGUGGCCCAAGACAAAGUCCUCUAGGCCCUCCCGUUCCAGGUCCUGAGACUGCAGCUUUGGAGACGAAGACGGAGCCUCGGGCAGGGAGAGCCCUGCAAAGGCUGCUGAGUGACGGACAGGCCACGUGCACAGGUCAGAAAGACACUGAACACUGAGUGGAAAGAGAUGUACACAUCCGGCACGCUCCUGUGUUUGGAGCACAGACUGGAAGAAAGCCAGUCCUGGGGAGAUGACCUGUUUCCUGCCCUGGGAGGACCCUCAGGAAUGACAAGUCUUUGCUGCUCGCCCCCUCACCAGGACAGGCGAUGGAGCUUGAGAGGGGCCCAUCCAGCAGCCCAAGGUGGGCAGCCCUCAGCCAGUGGCCAGGUGGCCAUCAUUCUGGGUUGGGCUGGAGCCUCCUGGGGUCCCCAUACAAUAUGAUACAUCCAGGUGGUUCUCAUCUGCUUCUGGUGGCCACACGGUGGAGAGACCCUUGUGUGUCUGUCACCUGGGCACUUCCUCCUCCAGCCCUGCCUCUGUUCCUCUUUGCUUCUCCUGACAGACUCUUCAAGGAGUGAAGCGUUGGGGGCAGAGUCAAAAUAAAUGCAGGAGGAACUUACACAAUGACUGAAACACAAAGGCAACGCUGGAGUUUUCUUUCUCUACCACAUAUUUGAAUGAAUGUCCCUACUGGAACUGAGUGGGCCGUGUUCACAUCCGGGUGUGGUUUAUAUGAGUCAUAUCCAAUGCUUUAUAUCUCCAGGGAGGAAUGGCCUGGAAGUCACCAGUUCUGGCUCCUGUUGGGAAAAUCCCAGGGGUGACUCUCUAAAAUUGGCCUUGUUUCAUCACCACUAUCAUCAGAAAGACAAAUAUAAAACCCUAGAGAUGGAGAAGCAGAAAAAUCAAUAGCUCUACCUUACGAAUUUGGAUGAUAAAGGGGAGAAGAUAUGGUUCCUUUCCUAAGGGCAAAGUAACCCACUUCAAAAUUUCUGUAUAGUUGUUCUCUGUAAGUCAUUCAUCUACCCUAAGUGAGGUCGUGGGAAGGAAUCCACAGCUCCAAUCUAUAGGCUUGUCUCUCGGUCUUUGCAUCCCCUUGCACAGUACCAUUUUGGAGGCCAUGUGUCACAAGCAUUGUCCAUAGCAUGUACUUUCCUUCUGCCCCCGCCGCCAACCCUGGUCCCACAUGCAGGCUCCAUUCUGUGCAUUCACACGCACCUAUCUCCUCAUGGAAGACAAGAGCCUGUGGGGGCUGGACUGGCUGGACCCAGGGAAGUCAGAGAAGACAAGCUCUCCUGGACAGCUGGAGCAGAGGCUGUGGAGGGGUGGCAGGCAGGCAGCAUUGCCCUUGACUUGCUCUUCUUAUGCCAAGGGUUCCAGACCUGCUCAUCAAGGGGCAGGAAGUGAAGCCAGAGGUGUCAGGUUAUUGGACUGUGUGCCCUGUCCGAAGAGGUGGUGGCGUGGGUGACCGUGAAGUCCCUGAAUGGAGAAGCAUGCCACCAGGGAAAUUCUGAGUGGAACAGAUGAAAACCAAAAAAAAAAAAAAAAA
Messenger RNA from Castor canadensis (American beaver), 6104 nucleotides. It is a transcript of the gene Maml3, whose product is annotated as mastermind like transcriptional coactivator 3. Gene Ontology annotation, molecular function: transcription coactivator activity. Lineage: Eukaryota; Metazoa; Chordata; Mammalia; Rodentia; Castoridae. The record is from RefSeq and is a predicted model, not a curated record. Gene Ontology annotation, cellular component: nucleoplasm; nuclear speck. Gene Ontology annotation, biological process: positive regulation of transcription of Notch receptor target; Notch signaling pathway.